CCUGUGUGUGUUCAAGUGUUCUCUUCUGCUCCCACUACACAGGGGAAUCAGUGUGUGGCCACCCCUUGGUGUAUGGUGGAGAUAGAACGGCUACCAACCUCAUCAUGGCCCUCGCUCUCCUGCCCCUGCUCUUCUCAGUGGUCUUGGCGGAAGACCCCUUCUACAUCGAGUUGUCCGCUCAGUUCCCGGUGGCGCUGGACCCCGACGGCAGCGACCAGUACCUCUUCUUCAUCGUGCCAAUCCAGAAGAGCGACGACCUGAACGUGGUCGUGCAGGUGGCGCAGGUCCAAGAUGGGUCGUACCUCCGCAACGACUCGAGGGCUGCAAUAACCGCGGAAGCAGAGAACAACGACGUCAAUGUGUCAAGGACCUUCAGUCCCGAAUUGUCCCUGGAUGAUGUGUUUCGCACUGGGGAGGAAGACCUCGAGCCGGAGUUCAAUUUCCAGGUCCCGGUGGUCGUCCCCCUCAACUUCCCUUUCCGGUACAACCCUUGGGAUGGGUCGCCGGAGCUGCCCAACUGCGCCGUCGACUCGCGCACUUGGAUGGAAAAUGUCAUCUACAGAAUCUCGACCACAAUGAAUCUGGAUUACGAUCCUCAGUGGGACCAUACUGACCUCACCUUAAGGAUUCGUCUGCUGAAGGACAAGUUGGCGGCAACGUCAGUGGAGGACCUCUCAACCUCCAGCCUCCUUUCGGACUUCGUGACGAAGAUCGUGUCUUGCAAGGCUCUCGCGGGAGCUAGGACGUCGGCCAUCCUGCAGAAUAUCGACAGUCUCACAGCUGACUAUAGCGGCGUCGUGUCCGAAGCCCUUGACACGUACCGCCUCCUUGGCCGGUCCCUGGCACUGGCUAGCGUCGCUGCGGGCUUACUGCCUUCGAGUUCGGAAGUAGAUGUCACUGUUAGACAGAUAAACUUGUCGAGCUCCUCGGUCGACACAACACUGGUCCAGCUUGAUGCCGCUUACGAGUUAGUGCGGCAAAUGCAGAGCCAAGAAGAGGACUCUUGAAUAAUUUUUAUUUUUACUGAUCAUUCCUCAUUGGUUUUAUUUGGACGCUUUCAGUUUCAGUUUCAGUUAACGUAACGGUAUCUUCUAUUAACUAUAGCGCAUGAGGAUGCUUCUCCUUUGUAUAAAUGCAAUCAUAAUUAUGAAUUGAUAUUUGCAUGGGAGAGCAUUACCUUGCUAUCGGAUGAUUCUUUGUGUUCAGUAAAUAUGUAUGGCAAAUUAUGACUUCCCUUAACGCCCAAGUCACUAUUCUAAGAAGGGAUCACAUUCAUUACUAAAAUAAGUAACCUUUGAAUUAAAAACAAAAAAGUGCACAAGAGAAAAACCGAAUUUUUGGUGAUUCGCUUUGUCAGCGAGCAAAAGCAUAGUGUCUACACGGUUUUAGAGGGUGAAUCAUAAAGACCUUAUUCAGC
This is a messenger RNA of Penaeus vannamei (Pacific white shrimp), 1417 nucleotides long. RefSeq lists its product as uncharacterized. The record is from RefSeq and is a predicted model, not a curated record. NCBI's taxonomy places the organism in Eukaryota, Metazoa, Arthropoda, Malacostraca, Decapoda, Penaeidae.